This is a messenger RNA of Carica papaya (papaya), 1110 nucleotides long. It is a transcript of the gene PLP3B, whose product is annotated as thioredoxin domain PLP3B-like protein. Lineage: Eukaryota; Viridiplantae; Streptophyta; Magnoliopsida; Brassicales; Caricaceae. The record is from RefSeq and is a predicted model, not a curated record.
AAAACACACCGUUUCACAUCCGGACGAGUUAGCAAUAUUUCAAUCUCCAAUCGCCAUCUUCUUCUCCCGAGUAGAAUUUUUGAAGAUCUCAUCGCUCCCAGUUUCUCUUCACAGCUGACUUAAACCUCUAAAUCCCUCCUCGCUCUUCCACCGCAACCCACUGAGUGACGCAGCUUUGAAGACAUAGAAGAAGAGAUGGAUACCAAUUCAGUUAAAUCAACUCUAUCUAAUUUAGCAUUUGGGAAUGUAAUGGCAGCAGCUGCUCGUGAUUAUCAGAAGGAAUUACUUGCUCAAGAGAAGGCACAAGUGUCACAUUCAGUCAAUGAGGAGCUGGACCUUGAUGAAUUGAUGGAUGAUCCUGAACUUGAAAAAUUGCACGCAGAGAGGAUUGCAGCUCUCAAGAAAGAAGCUGAGAAGCGAGAAGCAUUAAAGAGGGAAGGGCAUGGAGAAUAUAGAGAGAUUACUGAGGAAGACUUCCUUGGUGAAGUCACUGGUAGUGAAAAAGUUAUCUGCCACUUCUACCAUAAAGAAUUUUACCGAUGCAAGAUAAUGGACAAGCAUUUGAAGGCCCUUGCACCAAGGCAUAUGGAUACUAAGUUUAUCAAGCUGGAUGCAGAGAAUGCUCCAUUCUUUGUCAACAAACUUGGAGUGAAGACUUUACCUUGUGUCAUACUGUUCAGAAAAGGAAUUGCAAUAGAUAGAUUGAUUGGAUUUCAAGAUCUGGGAACAAAGGAUGAUUUCAGCACAAGGACACUCGAGUCUCUCCUAAUAAAGAAAGGUAUAAUUAGUGACAAGAAAAACGAUGAAGAUGACGAGGAUGAUGAGGAUCAGAAAACAAGCAGGACGGUGAGGUCAUCUGUGAAUCAGGACUCGGAUUCAGAUUGAAAGCAGCAAAGACAUCAGUUGCACUGGGGGGUUUUCAACUUUUUGAUGAUCAUUUCCAUAGAAACUUCAUGUUGGCAAAACGAAAUUUAAUUGAACUUGCCAUUGAAGCCCAUGGGAAAAUGUGGUUAAUGCAAUUUCUGAGUGUUCAAGCUUUUGUGAAAAUACUAGAAUAUUAAAAUAUGGAAUGAGUAUAUUCUAUUAUAUGUAAUAUCUAAGUUUUAGUCA